This is a messenger RNA of Yamadazyma jaroonii, 915 nucleotides long. The record is from the annotation of a GenBank genome assembly. NCBI's taxonomy places the organism in Eukaryota, Fungi, Ascomycota, Pichiomycetes, Serinales, Debaryomycetaceae.
AUGAAAGUUUUUGUCACUGGGGCCAGUGGAUUCAUUGGUAGAGCAACUUGUAAAGAAUUAUUAGCUAGAGGUCAUAAAGUUUAUGGUCUCGCAAGAAGUGACAAAAGUAUUGAAUUAUUGAAAAAAUUAGGAGUUGAACCAGUUUCUGGGGACUUAGAUGAUAUCGAAACAUUAAAGAAGAAUGCCAUCGAAAGUGAUGGUGUCAUUCAUGUGGCUUACAAGCACGAUUUCUUGGUUGUUAAAGACCCUGCAGAGUCGCAAAAACUUCUUCAAGACGCAGUAGAUUCCGAUAUUAAAGUUAUUCAAAGUAUUUGUGAAGCAUUGGAAGGAUCUAAUAAACCAUUUGUUGGAGUUUCAGGGUUCGGAUAUUUACAUGGUGUCGAAAACGAUGAAUUUUCUGAACCUCAAAGAGGAUCAGGACCUUUUGCUCGUCAAGCUGGUAUUGAUGUCUUAUUAUCAUACGCAGAUAAAGGAGUUAGAAGUUCAGUAGUGAGAAUACCCCCUAUUACUCACGGUGAAGAGGAUAUGGGAUUUUUCCCCAUGAUCGGGAAAGCUGCUCAAGGGAAAGGAGCUGUAAUGAAACUUUCUGAUGGUAAAAAUCACUGGAUCACGGUAGAAAAAAAUGAUCUUGCUCAACUUAUAUGUUUGAGUCUUGAAAAAGGUAAACCUGGUGCCACAUACCAUGCUUUCCAAGAAACUCUCACCACCAAUGAGAUUUAUCAAUACCUUAGUGAAUUAUUGAACUUACCUAUUGAAGAAACUCCAGUUGACGAAGGUAUGAAGUAUCUUGGAUUCAUUGCUCCGUUCUUAACUAUGGACUUACUUGCUUCUUGUGAAUUUACCAAGAAAGAACUUGGUUGGAAACCAACUGGUCCAAGUCUUGCGGAAGAUGCUAGAGCCUAUUACUUUAAAUAA